AGUUUUCAAGGAGAAGGAAGCAGGAGGGAAUGUUAAGAACGUGGAGACCCAGCCCUGGAUGGUGUGGCUCAGUUGGUUGAGCGUCCUCCCAUGUACCAAAAGGUUGCCCGACAUGUGAGCACCGUUUCUUGGGGCAGCUCCGCCUCUGCAGCCCUUAGGCCUGCUGCUUCUCGAAGAACAUGCUUGACAAAUGUAUUGUGGUCUGCUGCCAAUCAAGCAAAAUGUGCCUUUAGCACUAGUUCCUCGUAUCAUGCUCCUGCCGUCACCCAACACGCACCCUAUUUUAAGGGUACAGCCGUUGUCGGUGGAGAGUUCAAAGAACUGAGCCUUGAUGACUUCAAGGGGAAAUACUUGGUGCUCUUCUUCUAUCCUUUGGAUUUCACCUUUGUGUGUCCUACAGAAAUUGUUGCUUUUAGUGACAAAGCCAAUGAGUUUCAUGAUGUGAACUGUGAAGUUGUUGCAGUGUCUGUGGAUUCCCACUUCAGCCAUCUUGCCUGGAUCAACACACCGAGGAAGAAUGGCGGUUUGGGCCACAUGAACAUCACACUGUUGUCAGAUUUGACUAAACAGAUUUCCCGAGACUACGGCGUGCUGUUAGAAGGUGCUGGUAUUGCACUAAGAGGUCUCUUCAUAAUUGACCCCAAUGGAGUCAUCAAGCAUUUGAGUGUCAAUGAUCUCCCAGUGGGCCGAAGCGUGGAAGAGACCCUCCGCCUGGUGAAGGCAUUCCAGUUUGUGGAAGCCCAUGGAGAAGUCUGCCCAGCAAACUGGACCCCGGAUUCUCCUACAAUCAAGCCACAUCCUACUGCUUCCAAAGAAUACUUUGAGAAGGUAAAUCAGUAGAUCAUCCCAUGUGCACCUGUAGCUUCUCAGAAGAACCACAGUUGGAGCUCACUUGUAGCAUUUCAAAGAUGAUUAUAUAUAGUAGGCAAAAAAUCAAUUAUGCUUGCAUUCAUAAAUAUUACUCUAAAUGUUUUGUUUUUGUAACAUUGGGCUAAGGCUUUUUAAACAUAAUUAGUUACUAACAUGAGUUCUUUAUUGGUAACUUCUUGAUGACUAGUUUAUGGACUGCCUAGUUCACCUGUGUCUUUGAUCAUGUCUUCAAUGGGAAACACUCUUCUUAGCCUUACCUGAACCUGUGUGUACAUCAGUGUCGUACAAGUAGCAAAAGCCUCUGAUCAAGGAUCCUGAAAUGUUCAUGAAUUUCUUUGUAUUAAUCUGAUUUUUCUUUAGUUUUACAUUUUUAGCAUCAGCAUUCUAACUCUAGGAGUAGAGAUAUAUUUGAAACAAUGUGAAUCAUGUUUUUUAAAAGAACACAGUGGCAAAGUGACUUAACUGAUCAUGCAUGUUCCUCAUCCCUGAGAUUUGUAGUUUCUGUAGUUAUUUUACUUAUUUUAUUUGUUAGCUGACUUAGUGUCAGCAUACAUUUAGCAUACAUUUCUAAAUAUUGAUUAAAGGUAAUUAUAGAGGAUAUUUAUUGAAUCCAGGGAUUGCAUUUUGACAUCAUUGUAAUUAUAUUUUCUGAAA
Molossus molossus (Pallas's mastiff bat) is the source of this 1524-nucleotide messenger RNA. It is a transcript of the gene PRDX3, whose product is annotated as peroxiredoxin 3. Bases 91 to 840 code for a protein of 249 amino acids. Gene Ontology annotation, cellular component: mitochondrion; cytosol. The transcript is spliced from 7 exons. The record is from RefSeq and is a predicted model, not a curated record. Gene Ontology annotation, molecular function: thioredoxin peroxidase activity. Lineage: Eukaryota; Metazoa; Chordata; Mammalia; Chiroptera; Molossidae. Gene Ontology annotation, biological process: cellular response to stress; cell redox homeostasis; hydrogen peroxide catabolic process.